AGUAAAUCUUGCCUGGCCGCCUCUCUUAUAGGACGGCGGAGAUUGGUUCGGCUGAGUUAGCCUGGUGCUACCGGAGGCCUCUGAACUCUUCUCGAAGGGGGGUCUCCUUCCCUGCCAGGCUCAAAAAUGGCCGCCAUCCGCUACCGGCGGGCGGGAAGGCGGUAAGGCGCGGGCGGCUGGCGCUGCGGUGCCGGUAGCGCCGGUGUGGCGGCCCACCCGCGGCGCUAUGGACGGCUUCCUAGAAGACGAGGAGACGGAGUCGUCGUCGGCGAAGAGCUCCGCCGCGCAGGCGGGGAACGCCCUGUUGCCGGCCCUACACCUGCCCUUCCCACCGCCGCACCUCGGCCAACCGGCAUCUUCCCAUGAACACAAAUUAAACUUCAGGAAGAGCAAGGAAGAGUGUUUAAGUUACAUUCAGGAUGCCAUGCUACAAAAGCAGUGGAAAAGGGCUGCAGACUUUCUGAUCUUCUAUACGGAGUCACUAGAGAAAGACUUUUCUAAAGAAUACAUGGGUCCUGCAGAGAUGAUUUGGAGAAUAGGAACCGAAAUUCUGUGCCAUCAUUCCCAUAGCAGCAUGAAAGAGUUCAACUCUUUCAUAGAACAGAUGAAAACUUUAGGAGUAAAAAGGUAUUUGAAGGUUUGUUUAGAGCAUGCCUUUCAUCUCCUUUGUAAUGGACUAAUAGAUGAAGCUUACCAAAACCUGUCCCUGGCAGAAAGCUGGAGGUUUGGAGAACAGACAGCCAUUCAGGAUAAAGAAAUGAAACUGAUUCAGGCUUACAGGGGACUUUUGGACUAUUACAGCUGGUCUAAGCAGAAGACUGUCCUGUUAGAGCAUGGUCAGGAUGGAUUUGAAGACUUUUCUGUUGAACAGGAAAUGCAUAGUUGCUUUCGGAAGGCAGCAGUGAACCUAAAGGAGAUCAUUAAAAUACCUGGAGUCUGGGAUCUCUUUGUGAAAUGUUAUGUGGAUUUGUUGGAGUUCUACGGAGACCAUAAUGAAGCCCGCCAAGUAUUAAAUGAAUACGCCUACAACUCAAAGUUCCCUGCUAAUCCCAAUGCUCAUGUUUACCUCUAUCAGUUCAUGAAGAGACAUGGUGAAUCAAAGAAAUCACUUAUAUCUGCACUGAAGAUCUUGCAUGAUAUUGUUCCUUCUCAUGAACUAAUGAUAGAUUUUAAUACAAUGCUUCAAAAAUCAAAAAAAAGAAAAAAACGUCGACUGGGACUAGAAGUUAUUUUUGCAGGCUUGGAUUAUGCUGGCUGGAAGGAAAAUGUAAAAGCAUGGAGCUGUUUGGCAAGACAGGUGAAACAAAUUGUAAUCUCUGAGAAGCAUCUUGACUGGAUCAAGCAAGAGUGGAACUCCAGAAAGGACUGGUGGCCAGCCUUCCAUUUUAGCCAUUACUUGGCAAAAAGGAAUUGGCAGGGAAAUGAAAGCCUUUCAUAUGAAAAAGCUCUAGUGGCUGGAAUCUUACUGGGAAAGGAUUGCAAAUACUUUAAAUAUGUAUCACACCAAGGCUGCAAAGCUCAGGUGAAAAGGUUUCGGAUACUGAAGAAAUUUGUGAAUAAGCACAAUCCUGCCUACCUGAGAAUAUCUGGACUUUCAGAUUCCUCUGUUCAACCUUGAUUAGAAGGCAUCCUUAAGGUUCUUGCUGCAUUUUUUUCUUCUCUGUGAAACUGACUUCUGUAUUGGUGCUAUUCUAAAACUCCUAGGCAGACCCUGAUGACUCAGUACUGGACUUAUUAAUAUAUUUCUGUAAAAACAAUUUGGUUUGCAUUUAUUUUAUAAUAAAAUGAAUAUAAAUCAACUGAUAAGGUUAAUAUUAGUCCCGUAUUUCUGUGUGAAAUGCAAACAGCAUUGAUUUCAAAUACGUCUUGAAAAAUAUUAAGUAUUAUGGUGUGGAAUUUCUGUAUCAGUAUUAUUGCGGGGUUGAUCAUCCUUAGGUUUAGAUGCAUAGAUGGUGCUUUGAAUGACUGCUGGAAUGUAGUUCAAAAUUUAUUCAGGACUAGCAGUGGCAUUCACAGGUGUCUUAACCUAGAAACAGUACAUGGUGCAGUGUGGAAAUGCAUCCUCAACCUCUAAAGGGUUACAUAGCUUGCUGCUUGUAACUGAUCAUUUCCUGGAUUAUAUGGAAAAAGGUGAGGCGCGUGUCACAUUUUUUGCAUUGUAUACUGAGAAGAAUUAUAGGUCAUGAAGACCUACCGCAGCUUGUUCAAAUAGAUGAUGCACUUCAACAUAUCCAAGGGCAGUUUUUCCACGUGUUAUACUUAGGGGUUGUGUGUCCAGUUCAGGGAUUGUUUUUUCACCAUUAGCAGGAGAGAGAAGGGAAGCAAGUCUUGCAGUGCUUUGAAAAAGCAAAGGCACAGAACUAUUGAAAACUUCUCUGCUUGGUAGAAGAGACUUCCCUAGAAUCUUUCUGCUGUCUUGCCUGGAGUUGAAACGUGCACUGUUGCUGUGUUUGGGAAAAAAAUGCUGCUGUGUUGUCACAAACUAGCAUUCCAGUUUGCUUGAAAACAACAACAAAAUGGUUUCCAAAUACUACUUCUCUUUUAAUGACAGAUCUGUAGAACUCUGGUGGAUGAACUGCUUGAACUACCUCUGGGAAUGAAAUAAAGAUGUCUUUAUCUGUGUA
Molecule: messenger RNA, 2624 nt
Organism: Phalacrocorax carbo (great cormorant)
Lineage: Eukaryota; Metazoa; Chordata; Aves; Suliformes; Phalacrocoracidae
Source: RefSeq, a predicted model, not a curated record